Galleria mellonella (greater wax moth) is the source of this 1438-nucleotide messenger RNA. Its product is annotated as beta-ureidopropionase-like. The record is from RefSeq and is a predicted model, not a curated record. Gene Ontology annotation, molecular function: beta-ureidopropionase activity. Bases 78 to 1247 code for a protein of 389 amino acids. The transcript has a single exon. NCBI's taxonomy places the organism in Eukaryota, Metazoa, Arthropoda, Insecta, Lepidoptera, Pyralidae.
CUAUUUAAAGGCGGCGCCAGUCGAGAAGGAUCAGUAGUUACCAGAACACUUCACAUAACGCACGAAUACAUCGCACCAUGGAAAACGAAACGCCAAGUCUGGAAACCAUCAUCAACAACAACCUCAACGGCCGAGACCUCGAAGAAUUCAAUAGAAUUUAUUAUGGCCGAAAAGAUAACCUUGAAGUCAAGCUAAAGGAGUCAUCAAUUGCAGCUGCCAAAGAGGGCGAUUUCGAAAUUGCUGCUUACGCGUUCCCAGCUAAAAAGGAACAAACAAGACCACCGAGGAUCGUCAAAGUCGGCGUGAUCCAACAUUCCAUCGCUGCCCCAACUGACCGUCCAGUCAGCGAACAAAAGAAGGCUAUUUUCAGCAAAGUGAAGAGGAUCAUCGAUGUUGCUGGCCAGGAAGGCGUAAACAUUAUUUGUUUCCAAGAAUUAUGGAAUAUGCCUUUCGCAUUUUGCACACGCGAGAAGCAACCAUGGUGUGAAUUCGCCGAGUCUGCUGAAGAGGGUGAGACUACGCGGUUCUUAAAGGAACUCGCUGUCAAAUAUGCAAUGGUGAUUGUCUCGUCAAUCCUGGAAAGAGAUGAAAAUCAUUCUGAAAUUCUUUGGAACACAACCGUUGUUAUAAGCGACACUGGGAAUGUUAUUGGUAAGCAUAGGAAGAACCACAUUCCCAGGGUGGGAGAUUUUAAUGAAUCCAACUAUUAUAUGGAAGGCAACACCGGUCAUCCCGUCUUUGCUACCCGAUAUGGUAAGAUUGCUGUUAAUAUCUGUUUUGGACGCCACCACGUACUAAAUUGGUUGAUGUACGGUUUGAAUGGAGCAGAGAUUGUGUUCAAUCCAUCAGCAACGAUUGCCGCAGAGGCUGGCAGCGAAUACAUGUGGAACAUUGAGGCAAGGAAUGCAGCUAUUACCAACUGUUACUUCACAGCGGCUAUUAAUAGAGUCGGUUACGAAACUUUCCCCAAUGAAUUCACUUCAGCUGACGGUAAACCUGCUCAUAACGACCUCGGCUUAUUCUACGGUUCGAGCUACUUUACUGGCCCUGAUGGUGUGAGAUGUCCAGGUUUGUCACGUACCAGAGAUGGUCUCCUAAUAGGUGUUUUGGAUCUCAACUUGAACAGACAGAUUAAAGAUCGCCGCUGUUAUUACAUGACUCAGAGACUGGAUUUGUACGUGAACAGCCUCAGCAAGGUUCUGGAAUUAGAUUAUAAGGGCCAAGUUGUUCAUGAGAAUGAUAAGUAAAUGUAUAAAUAUAUUUGCUGUUAUCUGAACUUGUAGCUUGGAUAAAAUUUUAUCUACUUAAUGUGAAGAUGUAAAAGUAAUCAUUACGGAUGUUAUAAGUUCGUAUUUUACUCAGACUCCAAUGUUUUAUAUAAUUAAAAUUUGUAUGCAAUUGAAUAACGUGUAUGAAAAUAAAUAAUGACUAUUACGAA